Messenger RNA from Neoarius graeffei (lesser salmon catfish), 3601 nucleotides. It is a transcript of the gene glmp, whose product is annotated as glycosylated lysosomal membrane protein. Lineage: Eukaryota; Metazoa; Chordata; Actinopteri; Siluriformes; Ariidae. The record is from RefSeq and is a predicted model, not a curated record. The coding region runs from base 25 to 1215 and encodes 396 amino acids. The transcript has 6 exons. Gene Ontology annotation, cellular component: lysosome.
GCAGAGUGCUGUGUUUGCUGCAGCAUGGCGGAGUCUAAAGCGCUUUACUGCGUUUAUUUCACUUUAGUUCAGGCAGUGUGCUGUGUGAGUGGAUUCAUGGCGAACGGGGACACUUUCAGACGGAAGGUGUCACUGGAGAUGAACCCUGGGUUAGCCCCGUCCACAGAGUUGCCCCCUGGGGUCUCGGUGCUCCAUGCACGGGCCCUCGGCCCCAACGACACGCUGCACUUCCUGUUCUGCAGCGGUGGAGCUCCAGCCCUGCUACUGAUCCACACACACUCCAACGAAUCGACGCUGGAGAUCAACUGGAGCAGCUUCUUGAGUCCCAACCCAACCGGCAGUGUGAAGGUGGAACCCGAGAGCAGCGUGCAGUACCGAAGUGCUCUCGUCUUCACCCGCUUGUGGGAGUAUGAUGAGUCGAACAGCACGGGGCAGAAUGUCUUGUCUCCAUAUGAGCUCAAGGACUUUGACUGGGACGAUGUGAACAAGACGGUGGAUUACACACACCACACGGCUCUGCUCUGUGGGAGACUCGACAGCAGCAACUCCUCCCUGUGUCUGCAUUUUUCAGUGUACGAUUCUUCUGGCCGAGAGGAGGCGUGGCCUAGUCUCCUCCACAAUGCCAACUCCUCCCAGCUGCGCAUCGUGUUGAAAGGUGUGAUGCCACGAACCAACCAAUCACAUUUCGCCCUGGAACUCCAGACAGUGAGCGAGGUGGACCUUCAGACCCAAGUCGACAUUCACAGGUCCAUCGACGAUGAAUACACACCUUCCAUCUUCCAGGUGUCAGAGUGGGUGUGGUCUCAUGAUAACUCCUCCUCCACGGUGGGAUUCUCUCAGUGGAAGCCUGUAGUGUAUCAGAAGAAUCUUCCUGCCAUUGAGGACGCAGCACCGUGCAGCCACUCAGAACCCGCCAUCCUGCCUCAAGCUCCAGCCUCACACAUCAUCGCAGCCUAUUUUACCCAGAAUCCCCUCACACACGGUCUCAACAUCACCUUUAACGUGACUUCUGAGCCUGCCCCAAACUCCACCCACUUCCUCAGCUGGACCAUGCUGGUGGGAGUCGGGACUCCUCCGUCAGAUUUCUUCUCUGUGCUGGUGAUCGCCAUCAUGGCUGUCGGUCUCGGUACUCCUCUCCUCCUCCUCAUAGUGGGCGGAGUUUACAUCUGUGUACGAAAAAGGAAUAUGCUCAGCCAUUAUGAAACGAUCAACUGAGGCUGGCAGCUGCGACACGAGCCACACCCAUAUGUAAAAAAAAAAAAAAGAUCAAAGGGAAGACAUUUCACCUGACGAUAAACCUCAAUCAACUGAUGUCAUGCUGCAAGCCCCUCCCACGUGCAUAAAAUGACUACUGACUUAUAGAAUUUUUUUUUUUUUCUGUAAAUCUAUGUUCUAAAUAUUAAUUACUUCAGUUUUUUUUUUAAAUAAUGUUGCAAUAAUAAGUCAACUGAUAUGGCAUUCUAGGCCCCGCCCACUUGUGCAAACUGACUAAUGCAAAGACCAGUGACAGGGCAAACAGCGAAUAACAAUCCACUGUGUUCUCUGUAUAAUUCGGCUCGGACCUGAGCAUAAUAACUGACCAAAAAUUAAUCAAGUCCGAGCUGAAUGUAACCUCGACUGUGAUGUAAUAUUUAAGCCCCGCCCAUGUUUAUACUGACCAAUAAAACAUCUCAAUGACAAGACAAACAGCAAAUCACAGUUCACGACACUUUCUGAAGCCAAGCUCUGUUUGAAAAUGUAAUCAGUAAAAAUAGUUACAUGCCCUGCCCACUUGUAGAAUAUAAUGUGUAGCCCCACCCUUGUACAAACCAGCCAAUGAGAAGUCAUGAUUUAAUCACUGCUGGGAGUGUGAAAACUGACCAAUGAGAAGAGUAGUAAUUGACUGUGUCAAUCAACUCUGUACCAUAUGUAGCCCUGCCCACAUGUAAAAACUAACCAAUGGUCAAUCUCAGUUCACCAUCAUUGUCGUUCAUAUUAAUUUCUCUCACUCCUUCCUUUCUUUCUCUCUCCAUGGUGGAAUUUGUCAUUGUUUUUUACGGAGACUGACUGACCAAUCAGAAGUCACCUUUGGAUCUGAAUGAUGAUUGGUGUGGGCGGGGCUUAAUUAAUUUGACUGCUUUUCACACAGUAAUGGGGUGUGAACUGGAGCCAGACCUGGUGUUGGCUCAGGGAUUAGAGAACCUUUUUAAGAAGCGGUUUAAGAAUCAAACUGCCAUGAUACUGGAUGUGGGCGUGUCCUAAUACAGUAUGUCAAAUUACUGCCUUUGUCCCCUCCCUCUCCUGUUGUUCACACCAUCACACUGGGGUUCUGUUCUAUUUCUGUUAAAAUGUUCUCACAGAGGGAGCACAUCUAGUAAAAUGUCCCCCAGCACUGUUGGAUUCUGGACUCUGAUUGGCCAGAAGGCAUUGAUUAAUUCUCUAUAACAGCAGCUCUGACAGUCGUGCAGCUGAGAAUCACAGGUUUAUAUAAAUGCUCGUUCACAGGGACUUGUGAUGUUCCACACAACCCCGUCUGGUUUUAUUGGUUGAAUCGACCUCAGUGAUUUUCAGAGGCGAAAGUGAGACUAAAACAUUUCCACACAGAAUCAGCCUCAGGGAUGCUAUUGUGUUUCACUGACUCACUUUACUGAAGGAGAACCCAGGGAUCUGCGCUAGGGAUCUACCGAGAACCUUUAAUGGUUCCCACAGAAGGACAAACUGGAGAACCCUGACUUUUUUCUUCUCACCUCAAAUUGUUUUAUAUGACUUGUAUUGUGUACACAAAGACAUACUGUAUAUUAUUAUAUAACUUGCUCCUUUGUGACAAAAUUGAAACACUUCAGAUUUACAGGGAAAACAUCUCUAAACUGCCUUAUACAUGAUACUUUCUUUCUCUUGGGUUGUUUUUUUUUUUGUUGGUUUUUUUUUUACAUUUUUCAAAAAGAAAUUCACAUGCUUUUGUAUAAAAUGCAGAGCUCUGGGAAGAGGGCAAUAUUCUGAGGAAAAAUACCUCAAAUUCUGAGAUUUAAGGUGUAAAUUUAUGAAGGGAAAACCCCGUAUUCUCUGAGACAACAAUCAUGCUUUCUGGCUGCAGUGCAUUCUGGGAAAUAUUGGAAAUCUGUUGCAUUUUCUUCUUUUAUAUUGUGCAAUAGAGGAGGAAAGACUGCAUUUCCCCGACCUCUCGGCUCAGCCGUGGCGUCUGUGGUGUGAUGGCGGUGAUCUGCAAAGUGCAAUAACACGGGUCUUUAACCUGCUAUUUUUCCAAGGGUUUUUUUCCCCCUCAUAAAUGUAUAACUUUUUAAUCUGAGAAUUUGCAUUUUUCUCUCAAAGUUGUGACUUUCCAAGUUUUUUUUUUUUCUCAGAAUAUUACACACACACACACACACACACACACACACACACGCUCUGUAAUUUACUUCUUUAACCAACACGGGCCCUAAUACAUCAUCGUACUUGGGUUUAUUUUGAUGGACAGUAAUCCACACUGAGAUGCCAUGAGAAAAGAUCAGUCUUGACUUUAAGCUGUAGAACUGACCUGAGCAUGAUGUGUGAUGUACAGAAGGUUUGUAUGAAUAUGCAUUUUGAAUCUAACUGAAGAAAUAAAAUUCAUGAUUAUAUUUAA